CUUCAAGAACUGUAACAUCGAUUUUGUCUUGCAGCGACAAUCCUUAAAUCAACAAUCAUGAAGUGCAUCGCAGCUGUAGUCAUGAUGGCCGUCGUCCUCGCCGUUGCUGAAGGAUCCCUUCUCCCGCUGUCCUGGACUGCUCCUCUAGCUCUGGCCGCUCCACAAACCACCGUCAUUCAACAGAACUUGGGAGCCCCCCUGCUUCACGCCGCUCCAUUGAUCUCGGCUCCAGCUAUCAGCCACGCUGUCCAUGCUUCGAUUAUCCCAACCACGAUCGUUCAACAGCCAGCUAUUGCCGUGAUUGCCCAGAAGGAAGGACGUUAUGUGGCUGCCACUCGUGGAGCUGUCCAUGAUGCUCCUCUCCCAGGACACGCUAUUUCCCAGCAGUCUCUGAAUUUGGCCUCCGCCCCAGGAACUCUGUAAACUCUGAGCUGUGCAGAUGGUUUCUUUUUUUUUGUACAUAUGACAAGAUGAUUAAUA
Messenger RNA from Toxorhynchites rutilus septentrionalis, 480 nucleotides. Its product is annotated as adult cuticle protein 1-like. The transcript has 2 exons. The record is from RefSeq and is a predicted model, not a curated record. The coding region runs from base 58 to 423 and encodes 121 amino acids. Lineage: Eukaryota; Metazoa; Arthropoda; Insecta; Diptera; Culicidae.